Chironomus riparius is the source of this 1066-nucleotide messenger RNA. Lineage: Eukaryota; Metazoa; Arthropoda; Insecta; Diptera; Chironomidae. The record is from the annotation of a GenBank genome assembly.
CUAAGUUUAUUUAUAGUCUUAUCAUUAAAGUGUUUAUUAAGAGGAAAUAAUGGAAUUUUUUGAGAUUGAAAAUUUAAAUUCGAUCCGUAAAAUCACAAUUAAUAAUCCAAGGAAGAAAAAUGCUAUGGAUCGUAAAGCAUAUCUUGCUUUAGCAACAUUAUUGAAUAAAGCAGCUACAGACGAGACUGUCAAGUGUGUUGUUUUAACAGGAAAAGGAGAUUUCUAUAGCUCAGGAAAUGACUUGACACAAGAUUUUGGGGAUUUUUCAAAUGACUCUGGAACUUCUGGAAAUGAUCCUCUCCAUCUUUUAAUUGAAUCAUUUAUUAAAUUCCCAAAGCUCCUUGUUUGUCUGGUAAAUGGUCCAUGUAUCGGCAUUGCAGCAACAUCAGCAGCUCUUGCCGAUAUCAUCUACUGUUCAGAGAAUGCUUACUUUUACACACCAUUUACUGCUUUAGGUCUUUGUGCUGAGGGAUGUUCUUCCUACUUGUUUCCAUCCAUCAUGGGAUCUAGCAAAGCAAGUGAAUUAUUGAUGCUAAACCACAAAUUAUCUGCACGAGAAGCAUACGAAUUUCAACUUGUUGCUCAUGUCUAUAAAAAUGAAUCGGAAGUUUGGGCAAAGUUGAAGCAAAUCGAUAAACUUCCAAUUGGAUCUAUUAUUUCCAAUAAGAAGCUAAUAAGACGACCGAUGAUAGAAAAAUUAAUUAAGGUUAAUGAUGAAGAGCUAAAGGAGCUUCAGACGAGAUUUGAAAGUGAAGAGGCAAUUCAAGCAAUUUUAAAUUUUCAAUCUGCGAAAAAGAGCAAGUUGUAGUGAUAUUAAAUUUGGGUGAAGAUUGUGCUUUUUUGUUGCUAUGAGGUCCAUGAAUUUAAUUUUUUUUUUUUGUGAUAUAAGGUUUAUGCAUUUAUAGGAAUUUUGCAAGAAUAAAAUAAAUUGGAUAAGGAUCACGCGUUAAAUUUGAAGAUUUUUUUUGGGGACUGUUCACAAAUUAUGUUUAAUUUUACAAAAAGGAUUUCAGCAGUAAUAGGUGAAUAGCCCCUUAUAAAUCAAUCAAACUCCACAAAAAUGAAU